Messenger RNA from Platichthys flesus (European flounder), 1201 nucleotides. It is a transcript of the gene sebox, whose product is annotated as SEBOX homeobox. The record is from RefSeq and is a predicted model, not a curated record. The transcript is spliced from 3 exons. Bases 1 to 1005 code for a protein of 334 amino acids. Gene Ontology annotation, molecular function: DNA binding. Lineage: Eukaryota; Metazoa; Chordata; Actinopteri; Pleuronectiformes; Pleuronectidae.
AUGCAGCCGGAAAACCGCUCUAUUUCUCAGACAGAGGUGAAAAACACCUGGAUUUGCAGGGCGGUGGGUGUGGGAGGUCUCCAUCUGAUCUGGUUUCCCUGUCAUGUGUGGACGCUAGAAGAGGCCGGGUCCUCUCCGGAGCCGGAGCGCACCACAGGCUUCCUGGAGGCGCAGAGGAAGAGGAAGAGGACCAUCUUCAGCCGAGCGCAGCUGUCGGAGCUGGAGCAGGCCUUCAAUGUCACCCCGUACCCCGACAUCACCCUGAGGGAGAGGCUGGCUGCACACACACACCUGCCCGAGAGCAAGAUACAGGUGUGGUUCCAAAACAGGAGAGCCAGAAGCAUCAAGACUGGCAGACUCCCGACGUCUGUCACUAAGCCUGUCCAGGGAGGGAGAGGUGAGGUUGAGUCCUCCCCUGCAGCCAUGACCACCACCUUCUCCACCCCAGCCACCCUGCAAGACAUAUUCUGGCAAGAGCAGAGCCACCACUCCGAGGAUCUUCCGCACAUGUAUUCUGACUGGUUCCAAAUGUACAGCAACUCUGUAUCGUCACCACCGUCCUCUUCAACCCUCCAACAGCAGCCCGGCCCGGCCUCCUCCAAAGCUUCAGAGCCUCGUCCCUGGGUGGAGGAGCACCACCGACAGCAGCACCUGGGACCAGCGCUCCCUGGAUUUAAUCCUUGUUCAUUUCCCCAGCCCAUCAGCAGGCAGCCUCACCACUCCUCCUCAUCCCGCUCGUAUCAGGCUUUCAGGAGCUUCAAGCCCCAGAGCCUGGUUCAAGCUGGGGCUCACCAGGCUAUGUAUGGAGGCAGCCCUGGAGGUGGAAGCCAUGCCUCUGUGGACCAGGUAGUCCCCUCUCACCCUCAGCCAGUGUACUGGGAGGUAACUCAGGGCCAAGGACCUCACCACCAUCACCACCCACAAAUGGGACCACAGACAUCCAUGGGAUACAUCUCAGACCUGAUCUACAAUGCUGCUAUUGUCACUAACUUUCUUGAAUUCUGAAGAGUCUGGAGCAUUAGCUUUAAAGUGUUAGAAUAAAACUGUCUCUUCUUCACAUUGUUCAAUCUGUCUUUUCUGUCAGGAACCCUAGUAUUUUCCUUUAUUUCAUUUUUUGUGUCUCCAUCUGUCCUUUGUUUUAAAAGAGCUGCUUGUGCAUCAAAAUUAACCUAUAUAUAUAUAUAGUUGUUGUGCUGCUGUU